CUAUUCAUUCAUUGCACAUAAAACAAACCAAAGAUUAUUCCUCACUCACUCACACAAACACACAAAAAAGAAGAAAAAAAGAACCCCUUUUCCAAAUUCGAAAUUCCAGCCCAAAUGUUGCUGCGAGCCUCCAUCUCCAACACGAAGAAGUUCUUCAAAAAAACCAUAUGCAACUUCAAAUCUUUCUUCUCCACUAGCUACCACAGGCUACCCAAGACGCCGCCGCCCUUCGCCGCCGGCCCCCGCAUGGAAAAAGAUUCCACCUUUCAAUUCAUUUCUUCCCAAAAAGAGGUGCAAAGUGGAGGCUUUAUGAAGAACAACAGCAAUGCACUUCAUUUUCCCAACAAAAUGGAGGAGACCCAGAUGGAAAUCAGAGUAGUCGACAAAAGUUAUGGGAGCAUGAAUAAUAUCGGAGCGACCCAUCAAAGGAAAAGGCAAGAAAAUCGCGAUCGUGAAUCUAGUUCCAAGUAUAUUAUUGAUGAGAGGAGAAUGUGUUUGGUUGCCAAGAAAAUCAAAGAGUUGGAAAAGUUAGACUCGAGAAAUGUGGAUCAUGCUUUGGACAUUGAAGAGAUUCUCCAUUACUACUCUCGCCUCACUUGUCCUGCCUAUCUUGAGAUUGUUGAUAAAUUCUUCACCGAGAUUUUCGCUGAAUUCUCUGCUAAUUCGUCUUCUCAACCAUGUCAUACCAUUAAGCCCAGGCUAAUUAGGCCGCAAUCUGUGGGGUUAGUGAAAAGAAGAACAUCUGAUUUCUUCUAGACCAUUUUUAUUCUUUUGAUUUCAUUUCUUUGUAAUGCAUUUUGAUCAUUUCGGUGUUGAUGAUGAUUCAUAAAUGUGUGUAACAUAGUUUGAUUUGAAUGUCUAUGAAUAACAUUGAAUUAUCCUUUUUAA
Molecule: messenger RNA, 888 nt
Organism: Momordica charantia (bitter melon)
Lineage: Eukaryota; Viridiplantae; Streptophyta; Magnoliopsida; Cucurbitales; Cucurbitaceae
Source: RefSeq, a predicted model, not a curated record